GGCGCUUUGAGUUCAUAGGCAGUAACCAGGUCUGCCAGAAAUUAAGAACAUCCAACAUGAAAAGCUUUGGAAGACAUAAAGAUCAGCCUCAACCUCCCACGCCCACAUUAGUACUACUUGUCUUGAUGAUCUCUCUGCUCAAACCCUUCUCAGCUGCUUCCGCUCUACACUUUGACAAUCCAUGUUUCAUGUUCCCAUAUGGCUUUGCGAUCCCCAAGAGGUUAGCCAAUGCUUCUGAGCGGCCUCCUUACCUCAGCCCAAGCCAGCCAAACGGAAGACUCAACGGCAUCAGCCGCCGAGCUACGUAUUCCAGCAAAGUGCAUUUUUGGGACAAGGCCACGGGGGAUGUGGUGGAUUGCACUACCCAGUAUACGGCCAGCACCGACUCUCGACAGGGAAACCCUUUCGGUGACGCACUCACCAUAUUUGUUGGUCCUUAUUACGGCACAGCUGUGGAUUUGGGGAAACUGCAUCGGUGGGGCCAGACCACCUCCGUGUUUGUGGCGCCUUGGACUAAUUGGUGUACCGACUAUCAACAGGCAAAGACUCACAGUUUCCUUUCUACUGAUGCUUCUCAGGGCCAUGUAGCUCGUCCCAACAGCGAUUGUGUUGCAGUUCACGUUGACCAUGUCAAGAAUACGUGGAGUGUGGACGUUCCAUGUGUCGGUAAAGACUCGAACGACCCCUGGUCCAUGGCCGAUGUCCGAAGGGAGAUCGUCAAAGUCAUGAAGGACGGGUCGGUCGCUCAUAUUACGUACAACCCGUGUGCGAAAAGUUUGAGCGUGGUCUGGAGGGAUAAUGAUGGGAAUUCCAGUAAUGAAGUCAGUCGUCACUACGACGCACGCAGCUCAACUGCGUAUUUGCCAGAGGUGGUGGGUGUUUGUGUCAUAGCUCCCCCUGAAUCUGCAUUUGAGUAUCGCUUUGCCCAGACAUCGGAAUUACGCUUGGACUCACUGCUUUUGGUGGAAAAGGUUACCGACUCUUGGUUGAAGUCGCUACUGGGCGGUGUCGUCGUAUUGGUGGUGACCAUUGUUGCUUGGGUAAAUUAUAGGUCAAAAGUCUCCGGUCCAGAGACACAGAGAGGUGGACAAGGAGGCAACCGCAGCGCAAACUUAACCGAAGAGUUCGAAAAGUUGAGCGGAACCAAGAAGUUCUCCUAUAAAGAGUUGAUGAUCGCGACUGAUUCUUUUGCACGUGACAGAAUUCUGGGAGAAGGGGGUUUCGGGAUAGUGUACAAAGGGCACAUAGGAGGCGCUCGCAAACGGGUCGCUGUAAAGAAAUUAAAAUCUGGUUCACACCGAGGGAUAAAGGAGUAUAUAUCCGAGGUGAAGUCAUUAAGCCAACUUAGGCACAGAAACUUGGUGCAACUUAUAGGUUAUUAUCACAAGGCGAAUGAAUUCGUCCUGGUUUACGAAUUUAUGAGCAGAGGUAGCUUGGAGGAUAAUCUAUUUAAAGGCAGACCCUUGUUGACAUGGGAAAGGAGGUACAACAUCGCUCUAGGAUUAGCCUCGGCGGUGCAUUACUUGCACAAACAAUGUAAUCAAUGCGUGAUCCAUAGGGAUAUCAAAUCCAGCAACAUCAUGCUCAAUAAAAGGUUUGAGGCGAAAUUGGGAGAUUUUGGCUUGGCUAGGCUGGUUGACCACACUGGAGGGCCAAAACUACAUCAAAAAGCAACCGAAGUGAUAAGAACACUAGGUUACAUGGCUCCGGAAUACUAUCGAAUGGGUGAGACAAGUACGGAAUCUGAUGUCUAUAGUUUUGGAGUCGUCCUUUUGGAAAUAGUAUGCGGGAGAAGAGUCAUCGAAGACGAAGGCCACCUUGUUGAGUGGGUUCGGGAGCAAUAUGGGCGGGGAAAGUUGCCUGUGGACUCGAAGCUCGGCAGAGAUUUCGACAAGAAACAGGUGAAGGCCUUGAUGAUUGCGGGGCUUUGGUGUGCUCAUCCCAAUGUUAGCCAUCGGCCCUCGAUUGAAGAGGCAAUGGCCGUUUUGAACUUAAGGGCAGAUCUUUCCAAUCUCCCCUCAGAUCUGCGACGGUCUCAAUGGAAGGUCUGGUCUAGAGGCUUUCGGUUUUGGGCAAAUGCCUCGCUCUGA
Molecule: messenger RNA, 2090 nt
Organism: Syzygium oleosum
Lineage: Eukaryota; Viridiplantae; Streptophyta; Magnoliopsida; Myrtales; Myrtaceae
Product: L-type lectin-domain containing receptor kinase IX.2-like
Exons: 2
Coding region: 57-2090 (677 amino acids)
Biological process (GO): protein phosphorylation
Cellular component (GO): plasma membrane
Molecular function (GO): carbohydrate binding; protein kinase activity; ATP binding
Source: RefSeq, a predicted model, not a curated record